Messenger RNA from Gymnodraco acuticeps, 2690 nucleotides. Its product is annotated as zymogen granule membrane protein 16-like. Bases 75 to 401 code for a protein of 108 amino acids. The transcript has 5 exons. Lineage: Eukaryota; Metazoa; Chordata; Actinopteri; Perciformes; Bathydraconidae. The record is from RefSeq and is a predicted model, not a curated record.
GCUACAUUUGGAGUUUUGUGAAGCCCCAACACAAGGUAUCUUUUGAUAAUAGAAGAAACAACAAAUCAGACAGAAUGCUUUUUCUUGCUAUCUUCGCUGUUAUUGCAGCCUCUGCUAUAGCUGACCCUGAGACUCAGAGCUAUUCCUACUCCCCUCCUGCGGGGUCAGGGAGUGGCUCUCCGUUCAGUAUAAUUGGGGAGGGAAGAAUCACAGCUGUACGAGUGUGGGAGUCGUCCUACAUACGAGGCUUCCAGUUCUGCUACGGCUUCACCUGGUCUUCAGUUUCGGGUACGACAUCCGGCCAGCUACAGGAGAGGGAAUUGUCUGGCGGUGAAGCCAUCAUUCAGAUUUCUGGGAUGUACAGUUACUACGUGCAGUCAGUGGUGUUCGGGUCAAGUUGAUACAUCUGCUACUCACACUGAUCACUGACAAGUAGAGCUUGCCUGAGGAGAUGCUACCAUUUAACCAACAACUUGGCCAAACCUAUGUAUGAAAAUUAUGGUUUAUUUCAGAAUGUAAUUCGUCUGUUCUGCGGUGCAACAUUUUAACAUCACAAAUCUGCACAUUUGCACUUUUGCUUGCUGAAGUGCUGUUCUUUAUUUAGCUGGAAACAUAUUUUAUAGUUAAAUCUUUGUUCUGAUGAAUGUAUGGGUUGAGAGAACUUGACUAUUCCUACUUAAACACUUUCAAAUUAUUUCCAAACACAUAUGAGCAACAACACAAAUUUACAUUAUGUUGCUACUUAUGCUAAUUAAACAGCUGACAUGCUCAUAGCUUCUUGAUUUCUAUAUAUGUAUGAGCAUAUACAGUACGUGUAAUGAAGAAAAAUGAUUUCACAAACUCCUGCACCAUAUAAAAGCUUGAUGAAAUGUAACUUUAAUUGUUUUUCCGGCAUAGCAUUUGUACACAUCAUGCUCUUGUCAUUUUUUGAAAAAUGUACUAGUUGAUAAAAAAAGAACUCUGUAGCCUACAUGAAAGCUGCUGAUAUAUUGUGUUUUUCAAUACUCAUAGAUACACAUAGAGAAACAAACUCUAUAAUAAUAAUGACCUAUAGCGUAAUAUAACAAUAUUUUCAUAUCAAUUGACCAUCAACCAUCAAUAGAUUAUCACGGGAUAAUAAUAUGUCUGUUUAAUUGUAAGGGCAAAGUUGGCUACAGCAGUGUCUGAUACACUAUAAGGCGACACGUGUAAGUUGUAAAGAUAAUGCUAAUUUCUAACACCAGUCCUUGAUAGGCAUUUAUGGUUCAGAUGUUACAGUGUAAAAUCUUAAAAGAAGCACACUUAUCUUUACAGAUGAUCCAUUUGAUUUCUGAAAAAGCUAUAGUAGCUAAUGUUCACAACAUUAUAAAAGUUCGUUUUAGCAUGACUGCUAUCUAGCUACUUCAUGUUUAAUGACCAAUAUAUAUAUAUCUCUACUACCCCAGGCAUUGUCACAACAGGGAGCAGGGCACCCAAGAACCACUAAACAGAUUAUUGCUCUUCAGCAAAUAUUAGCAUGCUAACACGCUUAACAAAACUAGCAUGGUAAACAUUAUACCUUCUGAACAUUAGCAUGUUAGCAUUUCAUUCCUAACAUUUUAACAUGCUGACGUUGGCAUAAACUCAAAGCUCAUGUAGCUCAAAGCACCACUGCUUCAAAUUACAACUCAUUGUGCUAUUUAAAGCCGUUAGCAGUGAACAGUGACACAGAAAACAUAAUUUAAAUCCUAUUUAACUGCAAACACUCGCUACUCCAAAGAGCUCCUGUUUUCUUUUUUAUCAUACUCCUUUUGUUUCCAUCUUCUUCAUCAAACACUGUCAUGACACCUGUCACAUAAAUCCAAACCAGGGACCUUUAUCCUCCUUCAUCUGGCUCCAGCAGGGCUCUCUGUUAUCCUGUCGGUCCCUCUGCAGGGGACGAGGGUUUCCUCUCAGCCUCCUGGCCAGCCCUCUCUGACCCCUGUAUUAAGUUAGCUUUAAUUUGUUGUCCUUCCAUCUUUAUUUAUCAAGGCCAAGUUGCAUAGUCAAACAUUAACAUACAGCCUCUUUUCGGAAGGAAAUAUUAGUGGAUUACAUAGUAGUUUACCUUUCCUGGGCCAGAACCGAUUUGUGUGGCUGGCCUCUUUGUCGAGGUCAACAUUGUAGGAAGGCAAGAACCCUCUGCACUUGGAUCAAAACUGUAGCCUAUUAUCAUUCCUCAAGAGCCAUAUGUUGAGCUGUUACACAUUUUAGUAUGAUUAUUAUGAAUAUCUGACUCUUAUACACUGGGAUGUUGAUCAUGAGGGAAGUCUUAAAACAGGUUUAAUAAUCCUAAUUCUGGGAAUUGAAAAGAAAAGUGGUUUAAAGGUCAAAGAUGUAUUCGGGUAACAGUAACACAGGGGAAAAUCUGUUGUCUGGAGAUGCAAAAUGGAUGAAAGAGAAAGAUGAAAGGAAUAUGAAAAGGUUAGAAAAGUGUCAAAAUAACUAUACUUUCACGGGAAGACUAGGGGUAGAGGAAUGUGAGAAUUGGGUUAGGGAUAUAGCCAAAUAUCUGGAAUGUAACUACCAGAAACCUGCAGAUCCACUGCAACUCUUGUUCCCCUGUAAUUAUGUUGUCCUUUUUGUUUUCUGUUGUUUUUCUGUGUAACCAAUGUGCUGCAGGUCUACCUUGAAAAAGAUCGUUGAUCUCAAUGGGAUUUUACCUGGUUAAAUAAAGGCUACAAACAAACAAA